Messenger RNA from Knipowitschia caucasica, 423 nucleotides. NCBI's taxonomy places the organism in Eukaryota, Metazoa, Chordata, Actinopteri, Gobiiformes, Gobiidae. The record is from the annotation of a GenBank genome assembly.
AUGACCCCCUGUGUCAAGAUGAGUUCGUCGAAACCCUUCGGCCAUCUUCUGCUUCAUACAGUAUGUGAACUGUCUUCUGCCUGUACCUACAGGGUCACAGACGUUGCAGUCCGCUGGGUGAACAACCAGACCAUUAAAGCCUUCACUCAGAUGGAUCUGAGAAGACGCUCUGACACGGGAAGAGCCAACUUCCCCCCUCAGGCCACCAUCAUGUCGCCCGUGCGAGUUCCUUCAAACUGUCCCAUGGAGAUUCGGCCUUUGACGUUUGAUCCAGAUGGAGACACGGUUGUGUGCAGAUACGGCGUGGCUCCUCUAGAGUGCGGUGCCUGUCAACCCCCUCAAGGCUUCACAUUCUCUUCAAACUGCACGAUGUCAUUUGAUGCAGCAAACAGCGCAGUAGGGGGUUCUAUGCAGUGGAGCUGA